AUCUGGAUGCCUGAUAUUUAUUUUGUCAAUGAGAAAACAGCCAUAAUACACGAUGUUACAGUAGAAAACAGAUUGCUACAUAUUUAUAGAAAUGGUUCCAUACAGUCAAGUAUAAGAAUAUCUUUAACAGCAAGCUGUGAUAUGUAUUUACAAAGAUAUCCACACGAUGAACAAACGUGUUCCUUACGUAUUGGAAGUUAUAGUUACAGUUCAGAUAAUGUCAAAUAUGAAUGGCACAGUCAACCUAUUAUCAUGAGAAAAGGUCUGACAUUACCAAGAUUUAAAGUGCACAGUGGAAAUGUGAAAAACAGUUUUUUGAAUCUUUUGACAAAUACAUGUGAUUAUACUUGUAUACAGACAGAUUUUACCCUACAGAGACUAUUUGGUUAUUAUAUAGCACAAGUUUAUAUUCCCAGUAUAUUGAUAGUGGUG
This is a messenger RNA of Lottia gigantea (owl limpet), 432 nucleotides long. RefSeq lists its product as hypothetical. Gene Ontology annotation, biological process: regulation of membrane potential; nervous system process; chemical synaptic transmission. The transcript is spliced from 5 exons. Gene Ontology annotation, cellular component: neuron projection; membrane; synapse. Lineage: Eukaryota; Metazoa; Mollusca; Gastropoda; Lottiidae. The record is from RefSeq and is a predicted model, not a curated record. Gene Ontology annotation, molecular function: neurotransmitter receptor activity; transmembrane signaling receptor activity; chloride channel activity. The annotation marks the transcript as partial.